AUGAUCUAUAUCUUCCUAAAGGUUGAACUGCACAAGCGUGCUCUGCGGGAUAGGUGUCCAUGCGAUCCAGAUUCCGGGGACUACAUAGGAGCGCACAAAUGCCGAGACAGUGACCACGUCAGUGAAUCACCCUUGCGGUGGGCUAUAGUCCGGAAGCGCCCUCGGUUGGUGCAGUACCUUCUCCGCAAUAAGAUUGACGGCGGACUGGAGAGCGGAUACUGGCCAGCACUCUAUUGGUUGCUUGCGGAGAUCGAAAAGCCUGAAAAGUGUAAUCCCUACAAAUGGACGUCAGAUUUCAGGAUAGGAAAGCCUGAGGUCGAAGUGGUCAAGCUGUUGUUCCAACUCGGAGUCCACCCCAUGGACCUCUCAGAGUCGGGCGUGCAUUGGCCGAACGGCGAACCUGUGACACCUCCCUUGCCUCAUUUGUUCAGGAUACAGGCUCAACCAUUCCUUAGGACAUUCAUCAAGCAAGGAACGGAUCUUGAUUGGACCACGUCAGAAGGAGAAAACGUACUCCACUUCGCAGUGAAAACGAUGCAAUACGCAAUGGUGAAGGCACUCUUACAGCUGGGGGUGGAUCCUAACGUUGGCGGAAGCAGCGAUGCCUUCCACCCGCUGCAUCGAGCUAUCACGUUCGUGGACGGAGAUUAUCAUGUCGACAAACGAAGAAUGAUUGUGCAAUUAUUGCUCAAUCACGGCACUAGCCCGAACGUGUGGUCCCCCAGCCACGAACAUCCGCUUCAUAGAAUCAUAUCAGAAUUCUACAUGGACCAUCACACGACGUUGAGCCCGAAGCACUUCACCACCCUCGCGUCUCGGUGCCAGGACGUCAACAUCCGCAACGGCCAAGGAAAAACAGCACUCCACUUAGUCAUGGAGCAACCCAAGCAGUACAUCGACGACCAGAACUGUCUCUGGUGCGCAAAGAUCCUGAUGGACGCGGGAGCGGACCCAUCACUACCAGACGCCACUGGCCAGACGCCCUUCCAUUCCGGUAUCCAAAAGUCCAAGUUCGGCGUCGGCGAUUUUACCAAUAGUCCUAACUUCCGAGCUCUCCAAUGGCGUUGGGAAGACGCCUACUUCCGACUUCACCUUGCGACCUACUACGCAGUCAAGCUUGGUAGGGUGGACCUGAUCCCCGCGCGCGUGAAACUCCCGGAUACCUCGAGCCGGCCGUUGGGAUCACAUAUUCGAGCGCCGACUGUCAAGAUUUUUCUCGAUUAUCAUGUCAUCGUGGCUCCUUCCGAGGUCUUCGAAGGGGAAUGGGAUCGUCGCGUUUUGGAGGCGGCGUGGGUUGAUUGGCCGUUAUGGGGUGCAGAUGAGUGGGCGAAAUGGCGAGACAACCAGAUAUGGAUGCAAAGUAGCCAACUGUAGCAAGGGCUCUGCCUAGCUACAUUCAUUCGGGCUUUCAUUUUACUUGGAUGUGUCUUGGGUCCUAAGAUAGGAGUCAAGGGACGACGAAUCUCUGCCAAUGCGAGUCUCAAAUCGCCAGCCGAGAUUCGUAGCUGGUUCUCUCAGUAUAGAAUAAAAGAAUAUUCUAUCUAGCCUAUUGACGGAAUCAUUGCUG
Mytilinidion resinicola is the source of this 1567-nucleotide messenger RNA. Its product is annotated as ankyrin. The record is from RefSeq and is a predicted model, not a curated record. Lineage: Eukaryota; Fungi; Ascomycota; Dothideomycetes; Mytilinidiales; Mytilinidiaceae. The transcript has 5 exons. Gene Ontology annotation, molecular function: protein binding. The coding region runs from base 1 to 1374 and encodes 457 amino acids.